Molecule: messenger RNA, 809 nt
Organism: Doryrhamphus excisus (bluestripe pipefish)
Lineage: Eukaryota; Metazoa; Chordata; Actinopteri; Syngnathiformes; Syngnathidae
Gene: bloc1s1
Product: biogenesis of lysosomal organelles complex-1, subunit 1
Biological process (GO): endosomal transport
Cellular component (GO): BLOC-1 complex
Source: RefSeq, a predicted model, not a curated record
GGAUACGCCCAUUGUGACGUACCCGCGCCGAGUCUCAUGACAGUAGUUGUCAGCUGGUAGAAUUCUGUGGUCUUUUCUUAUGUAUGUUUACUAUAUGUUUAUCUCGCAUAUGCAAGCUUUCAAACACGUCCGACGCCAGCCAGCCGAAUGAAGAUGUUGUCUCGUUUGCUGAAGGAGCAUCAGGCGAAGCAAAACGAGCGUAAGGAGCUGCAGGAGCGGCGCAGGCGUGAAGCUAUUUCCGCAGCCACCUGUCUCACGGAAGCUCUGGUGGACCAUCUCAACGUUGGAGUUGCCCAGGCCUACGUAAAUCAGCGCAAGCUCGACCAUGAGGUGAAAACACUCCAAGUGCAGGCCGGUCAGUUCUCCAAGCAAACUGCACAGUGGAUCAACAUGGUGGAGGGUUUCAAUCAGGCCCUAAAAGAAAUUGGCGAUGUGGAGAACUGGGCCCGAAGUAUUGAGAUGGACAUGAGGACCAUCGCUACAGCUCUGGAAUACGUACACAAGGGCCAGCUUCAGUCGGCACCCUCUUAGAUGUUUCUGUAAAUGUCUGAAGGAGGGUUGGCCUGACACAUAAGUAUAUACAACAGUCACCAAGGGACUACAGAGAAAGGUAGUACUUCAUACUACACUACUUAAUGUAGCAUGGACACAACUGUUUGACAUCCUUUCACACAAUACUACUGAAAAAGCAGCUAUUUUGUCUGUUUCAUGCUUUAAAGCAAUAUUCUGCAAUUAUGCUUGUCAGUAUGAAUGGGUUGUCAAUAUACAAUAUCAACUGUAAAGUUUGGGCUGUGAUUAUUUUUUUAAUA